AUGCUGGGGUUCCUCCACAACGAGCGCGUCGUGAAUGAAGCCUUCUCCGCCCGCUUCGUCCGCACCUCCGCGUCCUGCCCGCCCCUCGACACCCAGCGCCGCUGGCUCGCGCUCGACGCGCGCGGCGGCCGCGUCCUCCACCACCGCGCCGACGAGCACGCCGGCCGCGUCCUCUUCGACCGCGACGAUGCGGCUUCUGUGGGGAUUCGCCUCGCCGUCUGGGACCCUCUCUCUGCCGCCGGCGGCGGCCACCUGGAGCUGCCCGUCCCCGUCCUGCCGCGGCGCCCGCACUGCUGGAACGCCGCGCUGCUCUGCUGCGACCAGAACGGCCUCCAGGACCACGCCGGUGGGACCUUCCGCGUCGUACUGGUGGGCACGGACCACGAGGGGACCUUCGCUUGCGUAUACACCUCGUUAGGCCCCGCGGCGUGGAGCGAGCCGAUCUACACAGCGCAACACCCGGACCCUGGUGGUGCUGGUGGUGGCUAUGCCGACCCGAUGCGCGGUGCCGUCGUCAGGAACGCGUUCUACUUCUUGUUCCAGGGGAGGACCAGCAUCCUCAAGUACGACCUGGCCACGGGCGACAUGUCUGUGAUUCGACUGCCUCCGGCGUCCCAUAGUGGACGGAGCAUCUUGUGCACCGUGCUCACGACAACGGAGGACGGAGGCCUGGGAUUCGCAAGAGUGGAGGGCGACAAACUCUGCCUCUGGUCAAUGGAGGCUAGGCCCAACGGCGGUGCCCUGGCAAUGGAAUGGACACAAGGCAGAGUAAUUGACCUCAGGAGCCUGCUCCCCGUCAUCAAUUUGCUUGGAUUUGCGGAUGGCCUUGGCAUGAUUUUGGUGUGGACGAUCAAUUGA
This is a messenger RNA of Miscanthus lutarioriparius, 858 nucleotides long. Lineage: Eukaryota; Viridiplantae; Streptophyta; Magnoliopsida; Poales; Poaceae. The record is from the annotation of a GenBank genome assembly.